Messenger RNA from Spinacia oleracea (spinach), 927 nucleotides. RefSeq lists its product as uncharacterized. Bases 1 to 927 code for a protein of 308 amino acids. The transcript is spliced from 2 exons. Lineage: Eukaryota; Viridiplantae; Streptophyta; Magnoliopsida; Caryophyllales; Amaranthaceae. The record is from RefSeq and is a predicted model, not a curated record.
AUGAGUACUCCUUUCUCAGAGGAUAUCAUGAAUGUCCCGAAAGAGCCCAAGGUAAAAACUCCUGCCAUUGAAGCCUAUGACGGUACCACCGAUCCAGAUAUGCACCUAGUUGCAUACCGUCACCACAUGUAUGUUCAAGGAACCAAUGAAGCCACUUGGUGCAAUUACUUCCCUGCCACUCUUAAAGGGGUAGCGUCCAAAUGGUUUGAGCGACUACCACCGGGUCAAUUGCCUCUUCAACGAGCUGCAAACCCUGUUCUCCACCAGGUUCAUGGCACACAAGGAAGAAAGGAAAAUAAGGGAUUGAAGAAAGGAUCCUUCAAGUUUGACCUGGUCAAGAAAAGUGUGCGGACUAUGGCCGAAGUUUUGGACGAGGCUGAAGCAUUUAUCCAUGCAACAGAAAUAUGCAGCGCGUCAAAAGAUGGAAGGACUGGAGAAGCAACAGAUUCCUCUGGGAAGAAAGACAAAAUACACCGAAAAACCCCACGAUUAAAUGGUACUUGGGCUCUUUUAAAAGAGCAUGAUACCAACUCUCCUGGACACAAGAGAGAACUCCCACAAGAAAGAGAAUAUUUCGAGUACAACACAGAUCUCCUCAAGAUACUGAAAGACGUCGGAACCAGAUUUGACCUUGAACGGCCUUUUCCCAUGAAGUCUCCUGCUGAGAGUCGAGACCCUAAGCUAUAUUGUCAGUUCCAUGAAGAUAUAGGGCAUGAUACCAAGAACUGUAGAAGCUUGAAGAGAGCGCUAGAAGGCCUAGCCUCCAAAGGACACCUCAAGAACUACUUACAGAGAAAUGCUCACGACUCUGGAAAGAACCAGUGCAAAAAGAACAAGUCACCCGUCUCACCUACAGAGGGAAAUCACAGCGAAGGGGGAUUUGUAGCCGUCAUAUCUGGGGACCGCCUGCUGGAGGACCCACCAUGA